This is a messenger RNA of Sphaeramia orbicularis (orbiculate cardinalfish), 579 nucleotides long. Its product is annotated as acid-sensing ion channel 4-A-like. Gene Ontology annotation, biological process: sodium ion transmembrane transport. The transcript is spliced from 7 exons. Lineage: Eukaryota; Metazoa; Chordata; Actinopteri; Kurtiformes; Apogonidae. Gene Ontology annotation, molecular function: ligand-gated sodium channel activity. The record is from RefSeq and is a predicted model, not a curated record. Gene Ontology annotation, cellular component: plasma membrane. Bases 1 to 579 code for a protein of 192 amino acids.
AUGCCUGUCAUCAGAGGCCUGGGCAGAACUGCAGAUAUCUGCCCUCCCAGUAAAAUCAACUGUGUUGACAAAGCACUUGCUCAGCUACAGAAGAACAGUGGGGAUACCUGUCCAUGCGAAACGCCCUGUAAUCUCACCCGCUACGGUAAAGAGCUCUCCAUGGUCAAAAUCCCCAGCAAAGGCUCUGCUCGCUACCUCUCCAGGAAAUAUGACAAGUCAGAGGACUACAUCAGAGAUAACUUCCUGGUGUUGGAUAUCUUCUUUGAAGCUCUGAACUAUGAAACCAUCGAACAGAAGAAAGCCUAUGAUGUGGCCGGUUUAUUAGGGGACAUCGGUGGGCAGAUGGGCUUGUUCAUUGGAGCCAGUAUCCUGACAUUCUUAGAAAUACUGGAUUACAUCUAUGAGGUGAUCAAACACCGGCUACAACGUCUGCUGAGGCCGCAGAAAGACGACAAGAAGAACAAACAGCAGACCAGCACUGUAGCAACAGUGGGUCUGGAGGAGAUGAAAGCAAAGGAGCCCAAUGACAUGACGCGGAGUCAUCCGGAGGGGCGUACGCCAACACCAUCCUGCCCAUGA